Molecule: messenger RNA, 4559 nt
Organism: Glycine soja
Lineage: Eukaryota; Viridiplantae; Streptophyta; Magnoliopsida; Fabales; Fabaceae
Product: TMV resistance protein N-like
Exons: 5
Coding region: 215-4354 (1379 amino acids)
Biological process (GO): signal transduction; defense response
Molecular function (GO): protein binding; ADP binding
Source: RefSeq, a predicted model, not a curated record
CAGCUUAGCCAUGUUCACUACCCUAAACAAAGUCAAUACUUGUUUAGAUCAAUGUAUGAAGGUGUAUAAGGCAUACAUGUGCAUGCAUGACCCACAAGUGCAAAACUGAAGCCCCACCUUUGUCCUUCAUUGCCCACCAACGAAGUCAAGUCACCAAACUUCACUUUACUUCAACCACAGGGUUUAAUUCUUCGUUAUUGUGUUCCCUUCUCCAAUGAUGCCGGAAAGUGACAUCACUCUAUCCUCUUUCAGGCUUCGUUGGGACGUGUUCCUGAGCUUCAGGGGCACCGACACGCGGGACACUUUCACCAUGAGCCUCUACCACGCUCUCCACCGCCGCGGCCUCCGCGUCUUCCGCGACGACGACGGGCUGGAGCGCGGCGACGAGAUCCAGAAGAAGCUUCUGGAAGCCAUUGAAGACUCCGCCGCCGCCGUCGUCGUUCUCUCUCCCGAUUACGCGUCUUCCCAUUGGUGCCUCGACGAACUUGCCAAGAUUUGCAAGUGUGGGAGGCUGAUCCUUCCGGUUUUCUACUGGGUCGACCCUUCCCAUGUCAGAAAGCAAAAGGGUCCCUUUGAGGAUUCUUUCGGGUCCCAUGCAAACAAGUUUCCUGAAGAGAGUGUUCAGCAGUGGAGGGAUGCCAUGAAAAAAGUGGGUGGAAUCGCUGGUUAUGUUUUGGAUGAGAAAUGUGAUAGUGAAAAGAGUGAUAAGCUCAUUCAGCAUUUGGUGCAAAUACUUUUGAAGCAGAUGAGGAAUACACCAUUGAAUGUGGCUCCUUACACAGUUGGGCUGGACGAUAGAGUUGAAGAGUUGAAAAAGCUGUUAGAUGUGAAAUCCAACGAUGUAAGGGUUUUGGGGUUGUAUGGAAUGGGAGGGGUUGGUAAGACAACCCUAGCCAAGAGCCUCUUCAACAGCCUUGUUGUUCACAAUUUUGAGCGACGCAGUUUCAUUACAAAUAUUAGAUCACAAGUCUCCAAACAUGAUGGUUUGGUUUCUCUUCAAAACACAAUUCAUGGUGAUCUUUCUGGUGGGAAAAAGGAUCCAAUCAACGAUGUCAAUGAUGGUAUUUCUGCUAUCAAAAGAAUAGUACAAGAGAAUCGAGUUUUGUUGAUCUUAGAUGAUGUUGAUGAAGUAGAGCAGCUUAAAUUUUUGAUGGGUGAGAGGGAAUGGUUUUACAAAGGAAGCCGUGUUGUAAUAACCACAAGGGAUAGAGAAGUUUUAACUAAGGCUAAGAGUUAUGUUGAUAAACAUUAUGAGGUGAAGGAAUUGGAAUUCUCUCCAUCAAUGGAAUUGUUUUGUUACCAUGCAAUGAGAAGAAAGGAACCUGCAGAGGGUUUUUUGGACCUUGCAAAGCAAAUUGUGGAGAAGACGGGAGGGUUGCCCUUGGCUUUGGAAGUUUUUGGCUCUUUUCUGUUUGACAAGAGGACGAUGAGGGAAUGGAAAGAUGCUGUGGAGAAGAUGAAACAGAUUAGUCCUUCUGGUAUUCAUGAUGUGCUGAAAAUCAGUUUUGAUGCGUUGGAUGAACAAGAGAAAUGUAUAUUCCUUGACAUUGCUUGUUUGUUUGUGCAAAUGGAAAUGAAGAGGGAGGAUGUGGUUGAUAUAUUGAAUGGGUGUAAUUUUAGAGGAGAUAUAGCACUGACUGUACUCACUGCAAGAUGUCUAAUUAAAAUCACUGGUGAUGGUAAACUGUGGAUGCAUGAUCAAGUUAGAGACAUGGGAAGGCAAAUUGUGCAUAGUGAAAACCUUGCAGACCCUGGUCUACGUAGCAGGCUCUGGGAUCGUGAUGAAAUCUUGAUUGUCUUAAAGAGUAUGAAGGGAACAAGAAAUGUUCAAGGGAUAGUCGUAGAUUGUGUUAAGAGAAGAAUGUCCACUCCUAGAGAUCGCUCUGCUGAUGAAAUUACUUGGGAAAAUUUUCGACGUAAGCCUAGUUGUAAAUUGGCAUUAGAAUAUAUUAAAGAGAAGUAUAAAAAGUAUGUGCGGGAUAGAGAAGAGAAAGCAAAAGAGGUUGUACUUCAGGCUAAGAACUUUGAAUCAAUGGUUUCCUUAAGAUUGCUUCAAAUUAAUUAUUCGAGAUUGGAAGGACAAUUCAGAUGCCUUCCCGCAGGACUGAAAUGGCUACAAUGGAAACAAUGUCCAUUAAGGUAUAUGCCUUCUAGCUAUAGUCCUUUGGAACUUGCUGUCAUGGAUCUCUCGGAAAGUAACAUUGAAACUCUGUGGGGCAGAAGCAAUAACAAGGUGGCUGAGCACUUGAUGGUUUUAAACCUCUCCAAUUGCCACCGUUUGACAGCAACUCCUGAUUUAACUGGGUAUCUCUCUCUUAAAAAAAUUGUUUUGGAAGAAUGCUCUCAUUUAAUUAGGAUUCAUGAAUCACUUGGAAAUCUAAGUUCCUUAGUUCACUUAAACUUGCGUUUCUGCUAUAACCUUGUCGAACUACCUAGUGAUGUCUCUGGGAUGAAACAUCUCGAGGACCUUAUUCUUUCCGACUGCUGGAAAUUGAAAGCAUUACCAAAAGACUUAAGUUGCAUGAUUUGUUUAAGACAACUUCUUAUUGAUAACACUGCUGUAACUGAGCUUCCUGAGUCCAUCUUCCACCUCACAAAACUUGAAAAUCUGAGUGCAAAUGGAUGCAACUCUCUGAAGAGGUUACCUACCUGCAUUGGGAAACUCUGCUCCCUGCAAGAAUUGUCACUCAAUCAUACAGCAUUAGAGGAAUUGCCAUAUUCUGUUGGUUCUUUGGAAAAACUAGAGAAGCUUAGUUUGGUGGGGUGCAAGUCACUGUCAGUGAUUCCUAACUCUAUUGGGAACCUAAUUUCAUUGGCUCAAUUAUUUUUUGACAUAAGUGGAAUUAAAGAAUUGCCUGCUUCUAUUGGUUCUUUAUCAUAUUUAAGGAAACUGUCUGUGGGAGGCUGCACUUCUCUUGACAAAUUGCCUGUGUCAAUAGAAGCAUUAGUUUCUAUUGUUGAACUUCAGUUAGAUGGGACAAAAAUUACCACUUUGCCAGAUCAAAUUGGUGCCAUGCAAAUGUUAGAGAAGCUUGAGAUGAAAAAUUGUGAGAAUCUGAGGUUUCUACCAGUAUCAUUUGGCUGUCUGUCAGCUCUUACCAGUUUGGACUUGCAUGAGACAAAUAUUACUGAAUUGCCAGAAUCAAUAGGAAUGUUGGAAAAUCUUAUUCGGUUGAGGUUAGACAUGUGCAAACAGCUCCAAAGGCUUCCAGAUUCCUUUGGAAAUUUGAAAUCUUUGCAAUGGUUACAGAUGAAGGAAACAACACUUACUCAUCUACCUGAUAGCUUUGGGAUGCUCACAAGCCUGGUAAAACUAGACAUGGAAAGAAGGCUCUAUCUUAAUGGGGCUACUGGGGCCAUAAUUCCUAACAAACAAGAACCUAAUUCAAAGGCAAUAUUAAGAUCUUUUUGCAACCUAACCUUGCUGGAAGAGUUAAAUGCUCAUGGAUGGGGAAUGUGUGGAAAAAUUCCAGAUGACUUUGAAAAGCUAUCAUCACUAGAAACUUUAAGUUUAGGCCACAACAAUAUUUUCAGUCUUCCAGCCAGCAUGAUAGGACUAUCCUAUCUCAAAAAGCUUUUAUUGUCAGAUUGCAGGGAGCUCAUUUUUCUGCCUCCUCUUCCAUCUAGCCUUGAAGAACUUAAUCUUGCGAACUGUAUUGCAGUACAGUACAUGCAUGAUAUUUCAAACUUGAAGCUCUUAGAGGAGUUGAACCUUACAAAUUGUGAAAAGGUGGUGGAUAUACCAGGCCUUGAACACUUGAAGUCCUUAAGGAGGUUGUACAUGAAUGGUUGCAUUGGAUGCUCCCAUGCUGUCAAGAGAAGAUUUACCAAGGUUCUACUUAAAAAAUUGGAGAUUUUGAUUAUGCCUGGAAGCAGAGUCCCGGACUGGUUUACAGCAGAACCAGUUGUCUUUUCCAAGCAAAGAAACCGUGAGCUUAAGGGUAUUAUUUGUUCUGGUGUUCUCUCUUUCAAUAAUAUACCUGAAAACCAAAGAGAAGGACUGCAGUUAGAGGAUGUUCAAGGAAAAAUCUUCAAUUUGACUGAUAAAGUGUUUAGCACAACGUUUCGCCUUCUAGGAGUACCUAGGACAAAUAAAGACCACAUAUUUUUGCGCAGAUUUGGAGUUAAUUCUUCGUUAGUUUUUCAGUUACAAGAUAAAUAUACCUUACAUUUGAAAAAGAGAGACCCUCCUCUUAUUGAGAGGCUGGAGCUGAAGAACUGCAGAAUUCUUUUAGUUUUUGAAGGCGAUGAUGAUUACGUGGGAGACGAAGGAUCACUAGAUGAAAGCCAAUACUCUGUUUCACAAAAAUUAGCCAAGUUCUUCAACUUUGCUGCAAAUGACCCAUGUGUGUGAACAAAGUUCUUCAGCUGAACUGCAAGAGAUCAAAAAACGAAAAUAUGCUGAAUAGAAAAGCAUUUGUUGGGAGAGAAGUUGCUCCUUAAUUGGUGCUCUAUUUCCUCCUGGAUUAGUCUCGUGGCUUCUAGCUAUGGGGAUAUCUUGCUUUCAUGUAUCUUUUGAAUACAUAAAAUGAAUGUCAUUCUCAUUUUGAGAUUCUCUA